AUGCGGUCGUCUUACGCUACCGGUGCACUGCUAAGCGCAGUAAUCGCGCAGCACUCUUCCUCUCCCACCUACGCCACAGCCCGCCUCUACACCUCCAACUUCGGCAAGGCCAAAGCAGACGCCGAGCCAUUGGACGCCGAGCAGCCCUCUGACAACUCGGACACGGCAUCAAAGGGACCGUUAUCCUCCUCCGCCCCGUCGCAGCUGCCGCAGCGAUACCGGCGGCGUUCCUCUGACCCGCAAACACCGCGGGAAAGGGCAGACUUUCGGCGCGACUACAAGUACGCGAAGCAUCGCCCCCUCCCAGACGCUCCGUGGCGACAACUGAAGGCGAAAACGUACCUUGACGACGCGGAGCGUCUAUAUGGUCGCAAAGAGACUUGGCACACCGUCGAGGAUGCUACUCUGCGGGAAAAGCUGGUUGCCAUUCUGCAGGAUUAUCUGCGUGACACCCUUUCGGCUGCCCGCCUGGAGACCAAGGAUGCCCGCAAGUACGCCUUUCUGUGCUCCACUGCAGCGAAGCACUACCGCGCUCACGUUUCUUCCGGGGCCUUUGGUCUGCCAGAAGGCUUGCAAGAGUGGGCACGGGGCGUGGUAGCCGGCCGUGCCUCCUCACCCUCUGCCGCAAAAUCGUCCACCACGCUGUCGAUGUCUCCUGAGAUGGAAGAGGGCGACGCACAUGGGGAAGGGGUGUCGAAAGAAGCGGGCGCCUCUUUCGUGCCGUCGCACGCAGCCGCGGCAGAUGGGCACCACAGCGACUCUGCUGCGGCUUCCCCUUCCCAAGAGGAACGUGACGCUGCUCGGUUUCGCGAGGAGCGCCGGCGUCGUGGUGCCGAGGCGAACCUGGCAAAUACCGUUGCCAUGGCAGGCCUGCCUGAUGCUGACAGUCGGCAUUCGCCCCACUCUGCCUUUCCUUUCCUCCGGCAACGCGCGGUGGAGAACGAGACCACGCUUGAUCCGUCCUUGGUCGAUUGGACGGCCAAGUACUUCUCUGAGGAUGACGCUAGCACGUUCGCGGAGCCGCCACGGCUUCGUGCGGGCAUGGUAGAGAACGAGGAGGGAGGUGUAUCCGAUCGGGAAGCAACCGGAGACAGUCGACAGGAGGAAGGCGCUUCGCCUCUUGGGAUACUCGGUGCCGCCAAAGGCAAGCGCCCGUCAGGCUUUGCGCCGCCGACGUCACCUGUGGCUCACCGCUCUGCCUCAGUGCACGCACGUCACCGUCUGGGUCGCACGUUGCGCGACCACGAGAACCGUCAUCGCGCCACCUUCGAUGCCGAGGGUAUCUACUACAAGGUUCGCCGGCAGAGCGAGGUAGAAGAGCGUGCGCCGAAACCACAGCAGGUGAGGGCCUCCGACCUGGAGACGCUCGGCAGGCAGGUCGACGUGGUGAAGGUGCCAUGGAGUGUGGCAGCCAAAGCAAAGGCACAGGGAUACUCGAGUGACACGCUGCGGGCAAAGGAGCAGCUGAUUCGACUCACCCGCGGUGAAGACCCCGAAACAAUUCCAUAG
Messenger RNA from Leishmania mexicana MHOM/GT/2001/U1103, 1509 nucleotides. RefSeq lists its product as hypothetical. Bases 1 to 1509 code for a protein of 502 amino acids. Lineage: Eukaryota; Euglenozoa; Kinetoplastea; Trypanosomatida; Trypanosomatidae. The record is from RefSeq and is a predicted model, not a curated record. The transcript has a single exon.